GGAAAACGCUAAGCUACACUUGAGAGCUUCCCAGCUGUAACUUGUUCUGCUGCCUAUAAAUUUAACUCCAAUGCACUGUAAAUCUUCACACCAACCAAAAUCACUUUUCUCUCUCUAAUUUCUUCAUAGUAAAGCAUUACUCAAAUUAUGUCUGUAGAAGCAGAUUCUUUAGGCAUGGAAGGAGACAAUGACACAUGGAAGGAGACACCACAAAAUCAUCUCAUGAAAGAGAGAACAGACUCUCUCAAUCUAGAGGCUGGUAGAGUUUCUAUGACUUCAACCCAUUUCUCCAAGUUGGAUUGGAGGACUACUCUGAGUUUAGCCUUUCAAAGCAUAGGAAUUGUGUAUGGUGAUAUUGGCACAUCCCCACUUUACGUGUUUUCAGGCAUCUUCACCAAUGGUAUCCAUCACAAUGAAGACAUUCUGGGGGUUUUGUCUCUCAUAAUCUACACCAUUGUGAUCAUACCCAUGAUUAAGUAUGUCUUCAUUGUACUGCAUGCUAAUGACCAUGGCAAUGGUGGGGCAUUUGCACUCUAUUCGUUGAUAUGUAGGCAUGCCAAGGUGAGUUUAAUUCCAAAUCAACAACCAGAGGACAAGAAGCUUUCACAUUACAGACUAGAAACACCAUCUCAUAAUCUGAAUAGAGCCCAAAAGUUAAAGCAAAAGCUUGAGAACAGUUAUUUUGCUCGUGUUGUGCUUGUACUUGUAACCAUGCUGGGGACUUCCAUGGUCAUAGGAGACGGCAUUUUUACUCCAUCAAUUUCAGUUCUUUCUGCAGUGAGCGGGAUCAGUACCUCCUUAGGUCAAGAAGUUGUCGUGGGGAUCUCUAUAGCAAUAUUGAUCGCCCUUUUUUCUCUGCAACGAUUUGGCACUGACAAAGUAGGAUCUUCAUUUGCUCCAAUUCUCUUGGUGUGGUUUUCAUUCAUUGCCGGAAUUGGCAUCUACAAUUUAUUUAAACAUGACAUUGGAGUAUUACGUGCUUUCAAUCCAAAAUAUAUAUUUGACUUUUUCAAACGGAACGGUAAACAAGGAUGGCUAUCAUUCGGUGGAGUCUUACUAUGCAUCACAGGGUCUGAGGCAAUGUUUGCUGACUUGGGUCACUUUAGUGUGCGAGCCAUUCAAAUUAGCUUCUCUUUUGUUGUAUUUCCUUCAAUACUGAUUGCAUAUAUUGGACAAGCUGCAUAUCUACGAAAGUUCCCUGAGAAAGUGUCUAAUACAUUCUAUGCAAGUAUACCUGACCACUUAUAUUGGCCAACAUUUGUUGUUGCUGUUGCUGCUGCCAUCAUAGCCAGUCAAGCAAUGAUUUCAGGAGCAUUUUCUGUUAUAUCCCAAGCACAAAGUCUGGGUUGUUUCCCAAGAGUUAAGGUUGUGCAUACUUCCACUAAGCACAGGGGCCAAGUGUAUAUUCCUGAGGUCAACUUCAUGUUCAUGAUUGCAUGUAUUGUAGUCACUGCUGCCUUCAAGACCUCUGAAAAAAUGACUCAUGCAUAUGGGAUUGCAGUAGUUUGUGAUAUGCUAAUCACAACAAUCUUGGUUUCCCUUAUAAUGCUGGUUAUAUGGAAGAAAAGUAUAUGGGUGGUUGCUCUCUUCUUGCCAGUCGGUUGCAUUGAGCUUCUUUAUUUAUCAUCACAACUGACUAAAUUCACAAAGGGAGGGUUUGUUCCUCUUCUAUUAGCUUUCUUCUUGACAAUAUUCAUGGGAAUUUGGCACUACGUGCAAAAGGAAAGGUACAUGUUUGAACUCAAGAACAAGGUUUCCUCCGAGUAUGUGAGACAACUGGCUAACAACGCAAACAUAAAUCGCAUACCCGGAAUUGGACUUUUGUAUUCUGAGCUUGUACAAGGCAUUCCCCCUAUAUUCCCACACUUCAUUGCUAGCAUUCCAUCCAUUCAUUCAAUUGUGGUAUUUGUUUCCAUCAAGGCUAUUCCUAUUGCAACAGUUGCAUUGGAAGAGAGGUUUCUGUUUCGACAAGAAUGGCCUAGAGAAUAUAGAAUAUUUCGUUGUGUUGUGAGGCAUGGUUACAGGGAUGUGCUUGGGGAUCAUGUGGUGUUUGAGUCACAGUUAGUGCAACAACUGAAGGAAUUUAUAAGACAAGAGAGCUUCAUGGUUGAGUCUGAGGGAACAACAACUGGUGAACAAGAGCCUAUUCCUGCCAACGAGGAUGAGAUGGCUGACAUGCAGCAAGGUUUCAGUUCCACUAUUAAUGUUACAUCAGCUCAAGAAGGAAAAGCUAGGACUAGUAGUUCUUCUGCUAGUGCAAGAGUAAUCCCAGAUCAAGGUGCUAUAGUUGUGUCUCGUGCCUCUUCAGAUUCAGUUCAACCACUUGGGGUGACUAAGGGAGUUGAAGAGGAGAUCAAGUUUAUAGAAAAGGCAAUGGAGAGUGGUGUGGUGUAUAUGCUGGGGGAAGCAGAGGUAGUGGCAGACCCAAAAUCAUCUAUCUUCAAUAAGAUAGUUGUCAACUAUGCUUAUAGCUUCCUGAGGAAGAACUUUCGCGAGGGGGAUAAAUCGAUGGCAAUCCCUCGUAACAAACUUCUCAAAGUUGGAAUGACAUAUGAAAUAUGACAUGACAUACUCUAUUAUAAAUAAUUAAGAUAUAAUGAGUAAGAGGGACUACUUGCCUCAGCUUGUUGCAGUGUCUAACUAAAUAGUUUGUAUUUGUUUUUAAAUGUUAUGGUGUAUGGCAAUGUUUUCUCAACUCCAUGUGAAGGCCUAUAUCCAUUUUAAGAUUCUAGUGUGAGUCUCUGUAGGUAAAACAUUUUAAAACCACCACUUAAUUAUCUCAUUAGAAGCUCUCUAGAUACACUUGACUGUGUUAAUUAAGGUUUAUGUUGAAGUCUAAUCCUCUAUGGCGUUCCUUGUA
This is a messenger RNA of Glycine soja, 2860 nucleotides long. RefSeq names its product potassium transporter 5-like. Gene Ontology annotation, cellular component: membrane. Gene Ontology annotation, molecular function: potassium ion transmembrane transporter activity. Lineage: Eukaryota; Viridiplantae; Streptophyta; Magnoliopsida; Fabales; Fabaceae. The record is from RefSeq and is a predicted model, not a curated record. The coding region runs from base 148 to 2562 and encodes 804 amino acids. Gene Ontology annotation, biological process: potassium ion transmembrane transport. The transcript is spliced from 9 exons.